Molecule: messenger RNA, 2454 nt
Organism: Symbiodinium sp. CCMP2592
Lineage: Eukaryota; Dinophyceae; Suessiales; Symbiodiniaceae
Source: the annotation of a GenBank genome assembly
AUGGUGGUGGUCGGCCGCACCCUGGAAGCAGCAGUGGAAGGGGAAAACAAGGACACCAUGGUUGAGGUGGAGCCUGAAGAGGACGAGGACCACCUCCUGCUCCAGACCUUCGUGGAGUGCAAUGAGCCGAAGGGAAUCCCAGGGCUAUGUGAGGGAGAGACCGAUGAAACGAGUCACAUGAUGACACACUCCUUCAAGGGGCUCAAGUACCAGGCCAGCAAGUACGACGAGGACUGGUUCGAAUGGCAGCAGGUGGAAGUUUACUUGCCGAUCGAGCUUGGCUCGCUCGCAGCAAGGGGGGCGGCUGUGGGCAUAUGUGACCAUGACCAGUCCUCUCCAUGCAGCCUCUACCUGCUGACAGCCCUGAACCACCGAGCUCACCACAAGCGGAUCCUCCUGAUGAAUGGAAAGCCCAGCAAGAUCGCGAACCGAGAGCGAAGGGAAGAAGAAUGGAUGGAUGCCAUCAAGGCCAAAGAGCUGCAGGAAGAGUUGCAGCGAGAGGAGCAGGCCAUGGAGAGGUACAGGUCCAUGAGGGCGAGGGAAUGGGACGAUUGGGCAAUAAAGCGCACGGUGCUCACCAUGGAGGUCGCUUCAGGGAGCUCGGAUACCCCGAGAGUUGCCAAAAUCCUCAAGGUGCCCUUAGACGAGGAGCAGGGGGCCAGAUUGGUCGUCGAGCUGAAGGUGGCGAACGAGGAGACGGGCGAGGAUGCAGAGACUCAGGUGCUACCGGGGACAGCAGUUCUGCCUGCCUCCAACGAGAUGGCGGACUUGACGAAUGCGGUCGACAAGGGUUCAGUCCCUGACUCGAGUGAGGCCCCGACGUUGAUGAUGGCAGGGGUGCAGGAAAGUCCGCCUGGGAUCCCACCUGACUUGACCAUGGAGGACUACAGGAUGAUCUUCGCGGAGUGGGAACAAGGGGACCUUACAGAUCGGCAGGUUCGUGACAAGUACGGAGAGGCUCUGCUCGAACUCUUCCAGACCCAGCACAUCGCCUACAUGGAAAGUCGGGAGGAAUCUACACUCGAUUUGUUGGGCAUUGGUCCUAUGAUGGCGACUUCGGCGGAGAGGGUGACACCAUGUACGAGGGAUCCAGGGGCUGAGGAAGACCAACAGGAGCAAGCCGGCCUUGAUGUUUGUGACCCGGGAGCAGGCAUCAAAAAGGGCGCACCAGAGAUGGAGUCGAUGCGGCAGGGGCAGUUCCGAUCGCCCUGGACGAACCAGGUCUACGACCGCUGGGCCCCGGAAGAUAACAAGCAGCUCAAGACCGACCGGCAGGGCGGCCUCGCACGGGCGAGGGCUUUCCAGACCCCAACGCAGCGGCAAAUCCAAACGGCUGUGGAAGAGCGGGAGGCCGACAACACGCCGGAGUGGAAGAAGUUCUAUCCAGGCCUCGCGCCGGUAUACACACUGCCAAAGAACCAGCGCCAGACGGGUGCCCAAACGAAUGUUUUCGAGAGGCACGCCUUCCGAGCGGGGAACUUCGGCGACAUUUUCAAGCAGACGAUCGUGCAAACGGUGGUCGACUUGAAAGUGAACAAGAAGGACGCCGCAUCACCGGUUUGGUAUGUGGAGCCUUGCGGUGGCGAAGGCGAAUACCAUGUCCAGCGCAUGCGCAGUGAGAUGGACGAUCGGAAGCCGAUGAAGUGGCCCACGGCUGAGGACCUCUACUCCGUUUUGGAGAAGGAGGACCUGACGUACAUGCCCAUGGAGGUCAAGGGAUGGAUGGACUCGGUGAAGCUGCUGAAUUUCAAUGAGAACAUGGACUGGGAGGUGAAAGGCGAAGGAGCCAUGGAAGCCGAGGAACAGCAAGGCAUUCAGUGGCUCCCAAGCUCGACCUUAGUCGCUACGCGGCUUCUUAGAAAGCAAGAUCCCGUCACCAUCUGGGAGGACAAUCGCGCGGCCUUCGCUGCCAUGUUCAACUUCGUGCGGAACUGGAGUUCGCAGUUAGACCCGCACGUCGAGCUCAUCUUCAAAGACGGCCUGAAGCACACGCACCGGCGCUGGGUGCAGCGGAGGCCGGGUUCCAUCUCCGAAGCGUUCGGAAAGCAGAAGGGCCAGCGUGGUGUGGUCUUCAUCGAUCCGGACUACACGAGGGGAGGUGAAGCUGAGCGCUGCCACGCUAUUGUGGUGGAUCUCUGGAAGCAUUGGCGGUCGGCGACGGUGAUGGUGACGUACCCGAUAGGCCCCAAGUACGAGAAGAAGGCGAGAGACUUCAAUCGAAAGCUUCGCCAGGCGGACAAGACGCUUGACUUGCUCACCAUCGAGGCCUAUGUUGAGAACAAGGACUGGCACGAGAACAGCGAGGAGGAUAAGUGGCGUGGUUAUGGCGUCCUGAUCUCGCAAGCACCCGGAACGACGGCCGAGAGAGCCCAGGCAGCGCUGAAGGUGAUUUGCGAUGCGCUGGCGACGAUGCCCGAAGCGCAUCCGAUGCACAUCCGGAUAGAACGGCUUUGA